CAUACGUACAUGUUUUUCAAAUAAUCCUGUAGAGUCUGCUAACAAGCAACCCAUUCAUUCAAGAUCAACUCUUUAAUUUCUUCGAUAAAAAGGGCAGACUAUUCAACUCUUCUUCCUUAUUUAAACCCAUCCAUAUCAUCCCUUAAUUCUCACCAAAACCCAAAAUGGGACACUCUAAUAUUGCCUUAAUUGUUUGUUUCAUUACUUUUGCUAUAUUUCACUCAACACAAGCCCAAAAUUCUCCCCAAGAUUAUCUUAACGCUCACAAUGCAGCUCGUAGACAAGUUGGUGUCGGCCCUAUGACAUGGGACAAUAGGCUAGCAGCCUUUGCCCAAAAUUACGCCAAUCAAAGAAUUGGAGACUGCAGGAUGCAACACUCUGGUGGCCCUUACGGGGAAAACCUAGCAGCCGCUUUCCCCCAGCUCAACGCGGCUGGUGCCGUGAAGAUGUGGGUCAAUGAAAAGCAAUGGUACAAUUAUAAUUCAAAUUCUUGUGCACCAGGAAAAGUAUGUGGACACUAUACUCAGGUAGUCUGGCGUAACUCAGUACGUCUUGGUUGUGCUAGGGUUCGGUGCAACAAUGGGUGGUAUUUUAUAACUUGCAAUUAUGAUCCACCAGGUAAUUGGAGAGGACAACGUCCGUAUGGUGAUCUCGAAGACCAACCGGCCUUUGAUUCCAAAUUGGAACUUCCAACUGAUGUCUGAUCAUGAAUAUUUGAAUUAAGCUUCAUGUGUUAAAAGGAAAAUAAAUCCAGCAGUACUAUGCUAUGUGAUAGUAAUCUAAUGGUGCAGUAACUGGAGUUUAUAGGAAAAUAUGGAUCUAUAUUGAUAUCCAUAUGGAUCGUUUAAAUAAUUGCUUGUUGUUUUAUUUUGUUAUUCUUGUUUUACAUAUUGUUGUUCUGUGGAGUACGUUACUGUUAAUUGAACAAAUAAAAUGUGUAAAGUUCAUGAGUAAA
Messenger RNA from Capsicum annuum, 955 nucleotides. Its product is annotated as basic form of pathogenesis-related protein 1. Bases 165 to 704 code for a protein of 179 amino acids. Gene Ontology annotation, cellular component: extracellular region. The transcript has a single exon. The record is from RefSeq and is a predicted model, not a curated record. NCBI's taxonomy places the organism in Eukaryota, Viridiplantae, Streptophyta, Magnoliopsida, Solanales, Solanaceae.